Rhinolophus ferrumequinum (greater horseshoe bat) is the source of this 7344-nucleotide messenger RNA. It is a transcript of the gene CMTM4, whose product is annotated as CKLF like MARVEL transmembrane domain containing 4. Gene Ontology annotation, cellular component: membrane. Lineage: Eukaryota; Metazoa; Chordata; Mammalia; Chiroptera; Rhinolophidae. The transcript is spliced from 4 exons. The record is from RefSeq and is a predicted model, not a curated record. Bases 167 to 793 code for a protein of 208 amino acids.
ACCGAUCCGCGGCCGCAGCCGGCGGCGGGCGCAGAGGAGGCGGCGGCGGGGCGGGCCGCGGGCGGUCAUUCAGGAGGCGGCAGCGACGAUGCGGCGGCCCCGCUGAGCCCGCCAGCUCCGGGCGCCGGGGGCCGGCCGCGCGAGGCGGCCCGGGCCGGGCGGCAACAUGCGGAGCGGCGAGGAGCUGGACGGCUUCGAGGGCGAGGCCUCGAGCACCUCCAUGAUCUCGGGCGCUAGCAGCCCGUACCAGCCCACCACCGAGCCGGUGAGCCAGCGCCGCGGGCUGGCAGGCCUGCGCUGCGACCCCGACUACCUGCGCGGUGCGCUCGGCUGCCUCAAGGUCGCCCAAGUGAUUUUGGCCCUGAUUGCAUUCAUCUGCAUAGAGACCAUCAUGGAGUGCUCCCCAUGUGAAGGCCUUUACUUUUUUGAGUUUGUGAGCUGCAGUGCAUUUGUGGUGACUGGAGUCUUGCUGAUUCUGUUCAGUCUCCACCUUCAUACAAGGAUCCCGCAGAUCAACUGGAACCUGACAGAUUUGGUCAACACUGGACUCAGCACUUUCUUUUUCUUUAUUGCUUCGAUUGUCCUGGCUGCUUUAAACCACAAAACCGGAGCAGAAAUUGCUGCCGUGAUAUUUGGCUUUUUGGCAACUGCGGUGUAUGCAGUGAACACGUUCCUGGCCGUGCAGAAAUGGCGAGUCAGCAUCCCCCAGCAGAGUGUCAACGACUACAUCCGAGCCCGUACGGAGUCCAGAGACAUGGACGGUCGCCCCGAGAUCCAGCGCCUGGACACCUGAGGACCUACCAGAGUCCUCCUCCCUCUCGUCCUCAUGCCCAUCCUUUCAGUCAAGUUUUCUUUCCCUCGUCACGUCAGAUUUUCAUGUGAUUAAGUGGAAUUUUGUCCUCUUUGGUAAAAGCUCAUUUUGGGAAAGGGUGUUCAGAGUGGCCUUGUUGGCAGGUAUGUGAGGCAGGGAGCCCCCAAACCCAGCUGUUCAGACAGAGGUGGGUGGGAGAUGCCUAUUGAUUCUCCAGCGUUUGGUCAUCAUGGGAGCAGCUGGCCUCUCAGGCUGCUGUGUCCACUAUAGGUCUUCACUGUCCCUGUACUCAGAGCCAUCUUGUCAUAUGUAUUUGUGACAAAUCAAGACUUUGGAUUAAAUGGGGCUGCUAGAAGGGGGGAAAAAUCAAGAAGUGAAGGUCAGGGUUGGAAGAGUCAGUCAGCAUUGGUUCCUGGGCAGCGCCCACUGUGUGCUCCGGUCAGCAUUUAGUCUCGCUGCCGGGAUCCUCCCCUACUGCUCGUCUUCCAUGCCUGGGGCAGCAUGGCAGCCCGCACAGGCCCAGACCACGUGUGGCACUGAGGGUCUUGGCGAUGGGUGUGCUGGUAGAGCUCUUUGCUGGGUCUGGACUUUAUGGGGAUGAGAAAAGCUGUGUCCUCCAGGGACAGCUCCACAGGACUGCUGACAUGCGGGAGGGUCACCUUUCAUUUUCUAUCCUCAGUUCUUCCUCAAAGGAAUCACCUCCCUGAAUCCCAGAUUCUCCACCAGGAAUAUGAGGACCAUCUUGUUUUCUCCUUUCCUAUCCACCCUUAAUACGCUGAGGCUGAAUUGCAGAUUUUCUGUAAUUUUACCUUCUCAGGUAAAAGCCAGGAAAGAAAUACGAUCCAUUCCACCAGCCAGAAUACUUGCCCAUUUGCUGUCGUGUGGACCACAGGUGCGGACACACCUCUGUUUUAGAGAUGUGAGCUCAUUUUCAAAUGCCUGAGAAGAGUUCUAAAGCGAUUCUGAAUAGACUUGUCUAGGGUGUGAAAAUACUUGAAUUUGUACCACGACACUGAUAGUUCAGAAGGCACGAAUUGUAGCUUUUUGUGCCUCAGGGUCCGUCAAAGCUAUGGACAUCGAUCUUGGAAGUUGUUGGGAAAAAUUCUCGUUAUGUCAGGUUUUGAAUUGAUUCUUGAUAAAGUGAAGAUUCUUGUGGUGAAUGAGUUAAAUGAGCCCCUAAGAUGCUGUAACUUUUUUGUUUUGUUUUUUUCCUGUUGGAGACUAAUUGUAUCUUUUAUGGAAAAAUUGUUUUAACUUGUCAGGUUUUCACUCUUUGAACUGUUUUUAAUGUUUACAAACCUCACUCUAGCUGUAAUAUUUUGUGAUUAGACCUCACCAAGGAAAAAACACUUACUGCUGGUGGGAAAGUGGGAAGAUCUUGCAGUAAUGUGGAAACUCCCCAGGAUCUGGUACUAGUGAGUGAUCACAGCCUUAGCAGUGUACUGUGUAAUGAGAAAGAGAGAAUAUGAAUAUGUGUUUGGGAGUGGUGGGGGGAGAGCACGUGUGAGACAGUGCCCAUCUGUCCAUGUGUGGCCUUGCGUUCUUCAUAAAAGAACAGCGCUGGGAGAUUGACCAGGUAACACUGCUGGGCUGGGCACUCUACAGGGAAUGGUACUGUGCUGUCUCUGAAGGGUUGGGAGACGGAUUAGCUCCCUGAACUGAACAUCUGGUACAAUCCGAGCUCUGUUGCAGUUCCUUUCCAGAGCAGUGGCCCGGGUCACAUGUCUAAGCCCCUUGUCUGCUUCAGGGGCCAUGGCUGCUGGUGCACACCCAGCUGGUCUGGUGGUAAAUCACCUCCCUCUGCUCCCCAAGAGGGCAGCCAGGCCUGGUCACAGCUGGGCAUGAUGCCCAGCAGGUCUGAUCGAGCCUUCUUUCCAGGUCUGUUGUGAGGCAGUACAAAUUGUGCUUCGCAAACUUGGAAUCUAUCAUAUGUAGUGAUUUUUGAGGAGAUUCUGACAUCUGGAUUUUAUCUGUUCAUUUUAUAUAUUUAUUUUGCAUUAGUUGAGUGUAUAUGCAUAGUCAGAAUUGGACUUAUCUCCCUCUGCGAGUUCCAUUUAAAAACAGGGUUACAAAGACUCAGCCUUGCAUUAAAUGGGGCCCACUUGGAAGGACCACCCUGAACUUUAUCAGAAAUCUCCUGCUGGGAAUCAUGUUACUUGGGCCUCAAUAAAAAGCUGCCUUUGAAGUGAGACUGAAGAAAAGAAUACCAUUCAGGCAGGAUUGCUGCCCACGUUUUCCCAAGUCACUUCAAUAAAACCAGUUUAUCAUCUGGCCUCCUGAGAACGCGUAGUCGGCAGCGAGAAGGAGUUCUGAUGCCCCUCGAAACUGUAAAUGCUGAUAUAUGAUAAAAAGUGAUGACACCUUUUGCCACAGAGCAACGUAAGAGCUCAUGUGUAUCUUAGUGCUAGAAUCUUUGGAAUUAUUUAUGUCCCUGUAACUAUUUAAUAUCCUUUGUGCCAUGAGGCUGUCCCAUGGUUUUUGUAAAUAUGUUUCUUUCUAUUUAAUUAGCUCCCACCACACCCGGAAGUGGUCAGGUAGGCUUUGUAAGUGGUGUGACUCACAGUCAUAUAUCGGCGCCAACGGCAGCUUGCUGGUGAGGAGUUGUGAAGGGAAUAUGGGUGUUUAGGUGACUACAAAGACACCUGCAUGUUUCUUAUGUUGCCUCUGUGUAUAAACAAGACAGUCUAGAUUUGCGGGGCUUAAAAGGACUAAUUUUGCAAAUUGAAGGAAGCGUAGUUUUGCAUUUAAUAGUUCCAGUGUGGACCAGUGUCAGUUUGGGGCAUUUUCAGGCUGAGGCAAUCUUCGUGUUGCCCAGUUUCUGGUGGGAUGAUAAUGGCUUUCAUCGUUUCUGCCAAACUUGAAGAGAACUGCAGUUGCUGGGUGCAUUUGAAUUUGUUCCUGGAGACUGGAUCGGUUGAAACCCUCAAGCAUUUGGUGGUUUUAGAUGGAUGCAAACACUGACGUCUUCAGAGAAAGUUUACCUUGGCACCGAUUUGGUCGAUGUGGUAUAUUUUUUCUGAUUCUCCUUUAUCCUCCCUUCACACUGCUUGCAGGCGUGGAGGGAAAUACCUUCUCCCUUUCAUACAGAGAGAUUACAAUCAUGAAAGCCUGAAAGCACUUGUUGGCCCCAUAGAAAGCUGGGGAAGGACUGAAGCAAUUACAGAUUAAAAUCUCCUAAGAGAAGUUUGAUUUAAAGUAAAGUAUUUUAGAUUUUCACUCUGUGCAGCUGUAGUCAUCUAAGAGAGAUGCCCUUUGCCUACAAAAAGGCGAGUGCAGUAGCUUGUCCAGUCCCAGCAACCAUAUCUUUCUUCGCACCUUGAAGGGCCAGUAUGAGCAGAGCCCAGCCUGGCCACAGGGAAGCCAGCGAGGACCCGGCCUGGCUCUGAGGGCUUGGCUCUGGGAGGUGGACGACACCUCCAGCCCUUUGGGCACCAUUACCGUCCCCUGGAAGACGGCUCAUGCCCGCCUGCAGGUAGGCAGGAAGUGUAUCUGACCUCCACCCUGUAUUGGAUGCUUCUGGCGAGAGCUUUGUGACUCAGUUGAAAACAUUCCUACCCUUAAAGUUUGCAGCUUCACUUAGCUUUCUUUGAAGCUUUCUUCGUGAUUCAGACUUGGGUUAAGCCAUAGGUGGUCUCUGAGGAGAUGAAGCACUUACUCUUUGUCUGCACAUGUAUGUGAAUUCUUUCUUGCAAGGAAUGAGUCUUGAAUGAUCCCCCCGUGCGUAAUGUCCUGUGUGUGGCCCAACCUCACCUUUUCUUGUAGACCCUCAUGUGCUGUUUGGAAAGAAACCCCUUACCUCUUUAUGUGUUUAAGAGGUGGACCAAGUUCUAAUCUCUGGCUGUGCGAGAUUUUCUGUGGGUUGUUCUUAGAACCUGUCCCAACAGAUGAGCAGAAUAUGGAGACCACGUGUGGCCAAAUUAGUGCCUCUGGAAGGCAGUGAUGAUUUAAGUGGUUCCCACUGUGCCAUCCCAUCCGAAACAAAGCAACCACGAAGUCAUUGUGCCACUGCCUGGUUGUCAAUUUUUCCAUGUCUUGUGUACAGGAAAAUAAUGACACGAAACAGGUAGCAAAAGGCAAAAACACUUUCUAGGGCAAGGGCCGCUGCCGAUUGAGUCUCCUAAGCGAAACAAAAAGUUGCUUCCUGCUCCAGGGACCGCCAUUAGCUGUGAGGUCUCCAGACACUUUUGUAGUUCCUAGUGAAGUUUGCAGAACCCAGGGGUUCUCUCUUCCCCUGGUCUUACAUAUUCAUCAGCACCCACUUUUAGAUCAGUAAGGCGACAGGCUGGUAAGGUGGGAGCAGAGGCAGGUCUGGGAGGUUAGAGAAGGGAGGAGGAGACCCUGCACCCCAGAUUCUGUCUGCUAUGGGCCUGUUGUUAACACUAGACUGGUCAGUGACUCAGGCAGUCUUGAAAAAUGUACUUGGUUAACUACCUUCCUAUUCUCUUGUCUUGGAAAAGUGAGGUCUUGUGUUUUGGAAUCAGCUUGAGAACAAGAGCUGAAUAUUGGGACCAGUGUGCUUUGGUGCGGGGGGCGUGGGUAGGGAGGGCUCUGGGUAUUGAGUUUGGGAACUCAUGAGUCUGGACAGGUGACAGAGAUUCUGGAUUGGGUGCCACCUUAGAGAGGACGUAGACCUAACACCAUCUGCCUUGAGCUUUGCAAACUUCCCUGCUCUUUACAAAGCCAUGUGUUUCUUCUCUUCUCAGCAGGUAACGUUGAAAUCAGAACUGCCUGAUUGAGAAGGCAAUUUGAAAUAUUUGACCCUUUACAUUUCUUUUAUUUCGAAACUAUCUCUGAAAUAAAAUACCUUCAAUAUCUGUUAGGGCUAGAAGAAUUAUCUUCUGGAAGGGAAUGUUCUGUUUGACUUUUCUUCACACUAGUAAAUGGCAUUUAUACACUCUUAGAGGAAGGAGUUGGGUCCUGAUAUAGUUUCCCUUCUAGAUUAUAUUUGGAUAUAAUUUCUCAACCUUGGAGACUUUUUCCUCUAGUUUUUCUUAUUCCAUAAAUGUAACAGUAAAGAAAAAAGUUACCCAUAAGCCCACUGAGUUUGAAUCAUUGGCAACUUGCCUAGAAGAAAGUUUAGAUUAUGGGUCCUUGAUUAGUAUAUCUUUUUCUUAGGGUUAGUUUGUUGUCUACAUUUUUAAUGCCAAGACUUUAAUUCAGGUGACUUGUUAUCUAGACACCCUGGAGUGGUUUGGGAUCCAUUACACACAAAGUUGGAGAGCCUUCAUUAAGAGGUUAAUAGCCUGGACUCUAAUGAGUUAUUCGAACUAUGAUUCUCAUUUAGAGGAGGAACUUGUCUCAAAAGACCUUAAUCAGCUUUGUUGAUGGGAUAAGGUGAGGCCCAGAGUUUCUUUUCAUAAUGGUUCCCCAGAGGAGAGAAGGUGUGACACAAUUGAUUCUGAUAAUGGUUUGUAUGGGAUUCAGUAAGAAUCUGCAAUUAUCACAUCUGAGUGCUCUUUGAAGGACCCCCCUGGAAGCCAAUAGGAAGCAUCUCCUUUUAUCAGGAAAACCACCUGAAGAGAAUGUCGGUCAGGAAGUGAGGAUGGUGGGGAGAGCUGGUGCCCAUGCCAGCCAGGGCCAGGUGUGACUGAUGGCUGCUUCCCUCUGAGGCUCAUUUUGCUUUCCUGCCUUUUCCAGAAUUGAUUUGCAGCUUUCAAGACUCUGUCCCCCUCUCUGCAGUCGUGAGGAAGGCAAAUAUUUGGGGCUUGAAGGGAGAGCUGGCUGGUCCAAGGGCUGGGGGUAGGCGAGGGCGGGAUGCCUGGACUGGCCCCCAAGCUGGCCCAGGCUCACGGCAGGGCCACCUGGCUUCCAACUCUUUCACUCUGUAACACAUUUGAGUUUUCAAAUCCUGCCUCAUGAUGAAAUUACAUGUAUAGAUAAAAUCAGUGCUUUAACUUGAUUUUGAUAUGGUUCCCUCUAAGAGAAUGCUGGGGAUUGAGACUAUUUGUAUAUGUUGCAAUUUGUAGGGGUUCAGGAACCCGUGGCAAGAAGACUAAACUAUUUAUUACACGUAUGACUAUUUUCCCCCUAAAGUAGGUAAUUCUGUCUUUGUAUAUUUUAAGACAAAUAAUAAUCACUUCACCUUUGGUGCCUUCUGUGUGUGUCAGUCACAUAAACACUCUUGUCAAUCAUAGAAUUGAAAAAAAAAAAGAUGUACAUUUAGUUUAACCAGAUAACACUAUUUUUGUAGCAUGAUUUUAGAUUGUGUCCUUUUAAUAUUGCUUUUAGCAAUGCUGGUUUUGAGGCUGGCCAUUUUCCCUUUAAACUUCAUAUGUAUUUUAAAAAACAAAAACCACACCUGGUUAUUGCUGUCUCCUCUCUGCUGCUUUCUCCCCCACAUCUUGUUUCUGCUUAUUUAAACAGUCUGAGAGUAAGAGUAUAUUUCUGUGAAAUAAUUCUUAAUCAGUGUAACUGCAUUUGGCAUUUUUUAACUACUUAUUCAGCUUGGAGAGCCACUGCUCACUUUAGACAGUAAGAGGAAAGUGGUUCCAUAAAAAAAAAAAAGAAAGAAAAAAAGAAAGAAAGAAAAAGAA